Molecule: messenger RNA, 4130 nt
Organism: Xiphophorus couchianus (Monterrey platyfish)
Lineage: Eukaryota; Metazoa; Chordata; Actinopteri; Cyprinodontiformes; Poeciliidae
Gene: carm1
Product: coactivator-associated arginine methyltransferase 1
Exons: 16
Coding region: 46-1791 (581 amino acids)
Biological process (GO): chromatin remodeling; peptidyl-arginine methylation, to asymmetrical-dimethyl arginine
Molecular function (GO): histone H3R2 methyltransferase activity
Source: RefSeq, a predicted model, not a curated record
GUUGGAUGUGAGCUCCGUCGACCUGCCUCUACUUCCAGAUCGAAGAUGGCGGUCUCUGUGUUCCGCGGCGUGCGGCUGCUCUCUAUCGGAGACGCGAAUGGAGACAUACAGCGACAUUCAGAGCAGCAGCCGCUGCGGCUAGAAGUGAAAACCUCACAAGAUGCUGCCCUCAUCAAUCUCUCCAAUGGAGAGGAGACGAGUGUGUUCAAGUGUUCAGUUUCUCGUGACACAGAGUGCAGCCGCGUAGGGAAGCAGUCGUUCAUCAUCACUCUGGGCUGCAACAGCGUGCUGCUGCAGUUCUCCUCGCCCGCAGACUUUCAGUCCUUUUAUAACCUUCUGAAGAACUGCCGGGGGCAUGCUGGUGAGCACUCCGUCUUCAGUGAAAGAACAGAGGAGUCCUCUGCUGUACAGUAUUUCCAGUUCUACGGCUACCUCUCCCAGCAACAGAACAUGAUGCAGGACUAUGUCCGGACAGGAACCUACCAGCGGGCCAUUCUGCAGAACCACACGGACUUCAAGGACAAGGUGGUUCUGGAUGUGGGCUGCGGAUCAGGAAUCCUGUCCUUCUUUGCGGCCCAGGCUGGAGCCAGGAAGGUGUAUGCAGUGGAGGCCAGCACCAUGGCUCAGCAUGCUGAGGUGCUGGUGAACAGCAACCGCCUGAGUGAGCGGGUGGUGGUGAUCCCCGGGAAGGUGGAGGAGGUGUCACUGCCAGAGCAGGUGGACAUCAUCAUCUCAGAGCCGAUGGGCUACAUGCUGUUCAACGAGCGCAUGCUGGAGAGCUACCUGCACGCCAAGAAGUUCCUCAAACCCAGUGGUAAAAUGUUCCCCACCAUCGGAGAUGUGCACCUGGCUCCCUUCACAGAUGAACAGCUCUACAUGGAGCAGUUCACCAAGGCCAACUUCUGGUAUCAGCCCUCGUUCCACGGCGUUGACCUCUCUGCUCUGCGGGGAGCCGCAGUGGACGAGUACUUCCGCCAGCCCAUUGUGGACACGUUUGAUAUCCGCAUCCUGAUGGCCAAGUCAGUUAAAUACACGGUGAACUUCUUGGAGGCCAAAGAGGAGGAUCUCUACAGGAUAGAGAUUCCUUUCAAGUUCCACAUGAUGCACUCUGGCCUGGUACACGGCCUGGCCUUCUGGUUUGAUGUGGCCUUUAUGGGAUCAGUGAUGACCGUGUGGCUGUCCACAGCCCCCACAGAGCCCCUCACCCACUGGUACCAGGUGCGCUGCCUGCUGCAGUCGCCCCUCUUCGCUAAAGCUGGGGACACGCUGUCCGGCACGGCCAUGCUGGUAGCCAACAAAAGACAAAGCUACGACAUCAGUAUUGUUGCCCAGGUGGACCAGACCGGAUCAAAGUCCAGCAACCUCCUGGACUUGAAGAACCCCUUUUUCAGGUACACAGGCACCACCCCUAACCCCCCUCCUGGCUCACACUACACCUCCCCCUCUGAGAACAUGUGGAACACAGGUGCCACCUACAGUAUGAGUCAGGGGAUGGCUGGAUCAGGGAUGCCAACAGCUUAUGACCUCAGCACAGUCAUUGGAAGCGGCCCAGCAGUGUCUCACAACAACCUCAUCCCUCUAGUAAACACAGGGAUAGUGAACCACACCCACUCGAGGAUGGGCUCCAUCAUGAGCACAGGAAUAGUCCAAGGGGCCACAACAGGCCAGUCGGGCCCCAGCAGCAGCGGUACCUACUAUCCCAUCACCAACCAAUUCACCAUGGGGGGCGCUGCCAUCUCCAUGGCGUCCCCCAUGGUCAUCCCCAGCAACACCAUGCAUUAUGGCAGUUAAAGUGAAGAUCUUGUAAAGACAUAUCGGACCCUCUGUCCCUCCCCGCAUGACAGGAACCCCUCCCCCCUUCACCAUUCACAACCAAAACCAGGAAACCAAAGCUAGUGCUGUGCUGGCGUCCCCUGCCCUGUCCAUCCGUCCACGCCUGUCUUGCUGAAGACUGAGGCGUCCCAGUAGUCCUCCCUGUGGAGCUCCUCCAGUAUCUACCGUUAUCACAGUCCAUCCACAUACUGCUCCUGCUCUGCUCUGUUUUUAACUGUCGGGACCUUUUAAGUUGUUGUCUUCACCAUUCUGUCUAACCCUGACCCCCUCUGCCUUGGGUUCUGUCUUCCUGUUUCCAUGGUGACCCUCGUCUCCGGGCCCACUCAGCAGACCGUCCCAGUCCGGUACUCACCUCCAGCUUGUUUUCUAAUGACAUGCAGCUUCGAGACCUUUAGGAGACGCAUGCUGGUCACCUUCCAUGCUGAGUGAUGCUGUCAGGCCUCUGAACAUGUCUGCUGUUAGCGUUAGCUCUCUGUGCUCUACCACAUGACCAGUCUAUAGAAGCUGGCGGAUCUACAGAUGUUAUUUAAAACCAUAUGAGGUGAAGCUGCUUCAAAUGUUCCUCUAGACUCACCAGGCAGGAACUAAAUAUCUGUAUCAAACCUAAAAGAUUUACCAUGAAGCAAAACCCACAGCAGCGUUGGUGCACUUAAUUUUUAUAUAUCAACCCUAAUAAUCUUCACUGUAGGAAGGAACAGGUUUUUUUUAACCUGCAUUCUUUACUAGCAGCAGCAGGGGGCAGUGUUCAACAACUGUUUUCAUAUAGACUCAAAUGUCAGGUGAUGCUUCUGGUUUUAAACUUAAUUUAAUCUGCUGAUGGUGAACAGAUCAUCUAGAAGGAAACCUUUAAAUUGAUGAAUAGGCUGUUUUGUGAAAUAUCACACAAACUGUUUCCACCUGUGGUGAGUGGGGCUGGAUGGGCAUACGCUGCAAAAACAUAAAGUCUAACCAAGCAUCAUUCUCCAGUUUCUAGUGAACAUAUUUUUGACAGAUUAUUUCACUUAUAACAUGGGAAAAUGUCAUGCUCUAAGUGAAAAAAUCUGUCAGUGGAACUAUUACUUUUUUUAAUCAAUAUUAAGGAAUGAUUGACUUAAAACAAGCUCCUAUAGCUUGCUGAAUAAUUACUUUUAAGUUAAUUUUGUUGUAUGCAAAUGUACAAAAAUAUCUGUACUAGAAACUAGACAUAGAUACUUGGUUAGACUUCGCUUUUGCAGCAUAAGAGCUUGAUGGGUUUGACGAUUAAGGCAUGAAGUUGACCAAACAGUGACAUGGAGCUACAGUCAAAUAGCCAGCUAUAUAUAUAUAGCACUGAAACUUCAUAUCAGUGCUGGUAAACAAAAUCCAAAACAUAAAAAUACAACAACAAAAAAAAACUUGAAAAGAAAGUUCAUAUGGAGGAUGGUUGCACCUCUGAAAGGUUUUAGCCAUUUCACUCAAACACACAUGGAAUAGAAAACUUAACAUAACUGCUUGCUACUGUCCCUAACUUCCACUGGAAGUAUAUAUAUAUAUAUAUAUAUAUAUAUCCUUUAUAUGCAAACAGAUGAGAGAAGUUCUUCUGCUUAAACACUCAGCAUGGAAGGUGAUGAAUGUUUUGCUCUGCUGAAACAUUCAGCCCAGCCUAAGCAUGGGCUCCUUCAUCCUGGCUCUUUGUGAGGAAUCAGCUGGAAGAACGGAGCAUAAGGCAGCGGCCCCUGGAACCUCCUCUGCGUCCCCCACUUCACGUUUACCUGAGACUCAAGUGUCCGGGAGCCGGAGCUCCUCAUCCGUUCACUUCCGUACGAGCAUCAGCAUAUCAUCGUCGUCUAUAGCCUCCACCCACAUCCACUUUUAUCAGGAAAGGAAGGAGAGAGACUGACACUUUUAUGCAUUACUUCUAGUGUCACAACUGUUGGAACUUGAUUUUGCAAGUUUUUAGGAGAGCUUAGGAAAAUGUCUCUUAGUAGGAACUAUUUUUGUUGACUUGAUUUUUUUGUUUGUUUUUUUCCUCUUUCACAAGAAAAGAAAAAAAAGAGAAAAAAAAAAGAAAUUAAAUGUGGAGAUGUUCCAACCCAUCCUGGAAUCCUGGAAUGUUGUAGUGCUUUAGUUCCUUCUUUCCUCUUUGUAAUAUAGACUGUGGACACAAGCGAUGUUUUCCAUGUGCUAGUUAGCCUGUAGUCUUACUGUCCCUCUCAUCAUGGACUCAUGCUCUCUGUAUUCAAAUGGUGGCAUCCACUGUUGAUCAUGGAACAGUGUAAAGGAUUACUGUCAUUUGUGUGUGUUGACCAAUGAGAAAUAACAUGUUUGACGCUGUCUGA